CUAUGGGGAAGGCAGGAUUCAUAAUUAUCAGUGAGAAAAUUCAAAGAAUCCCACUGGCAGCCAGAUUGGAAUCUCCUCACUUUCGGGUUGCAAAGAAGAGGCGGAGGAAUCCUUGUUUACGGAAGGAUUGAUAUCAGUCAUGGGUUUAGACAAUGAAGCGCAAGCAGAGGAAGGGAUUCCUUCGAAAGCGUUUCGGUAUAAUUCCCCUGUUGUUCAAGUGAUCCUGAUUGGAUUUGUCUGCUUUUGCUGUCCUGGCAUGUUCAAUGCUCUCUCAGGCAUGGGAGGUGGAGGACAGGUGAACCCAGAAGCAGCCAACAAUGCAAACACUGCUCUCUACACAACAUUUGCAGUGUUUGGCAUAUUGGGUGGAGGCAUUUACAAUGUACUAGGCACUCGCCUCACCUUAUGUUUAGGCUGCUCCACCUAUGUGCUCUAUGCUGGAUCAUUUCUGUACUACAAUCACUCCCAGCACCAACUUUUUGCUAUAAUUGCAGGAGCAGUUUUGGGUAUUGGAGCAGGACUGCUUUGGGCAGGGCAGGGUGCCAUCAUGACCUCAUACCCAACAGAGGACAAGAAGGGCAGGUAUAUUUCAAUGUUUUGGAGCAUUUUCAAUCUUGGAGGUGUGAUAGGAGGUUUCAUUCCUUUCAUAUCAAAUUAUCACAGAACUGCAGGGAGUGUUAAUGAUGGAACAUACAUAGGAUUCAUGUGCUUCAUGGGUUUUGGUGCCCUUCUGACUUUAACCCUGCUUCCACCCCAUAAAGUAGUUAGGGAUGAUGGAACUAAAGUGACCAUGAUGAAGUAUUCCAAUCCCACAACUGAGUUUCUGGAAAUUCUCAAGCUGUUUUCCAAUUCGAAGAUGCUGCUGCUAUUCCCUGCUGCUUGGGCUAGUAACUUCUUUUACACCUACCAAUUCAAUCAUGUUAAUGGUGGUGACUUGUUCACAUUGAGGACUAAGGGACUCAAUAAUGUGUUUUAUUGGGCUGCACAGAUGUUGGGAUCUAUUGGAAUUGGGUAUGUCCUUGACUAUGGUUCCCAGAGCAGGAAGAAAAGAGGAUAUAUGGGUGUGGCUGUAGUUGCCUUGUUGGGAACAGUCAUCUGGGCAGGUGGGCUUGCCAAUGAGCUGAAAUACAAUGGGAAAAAGCCUAAGCUUGAUUUCAAGGACUCAGGGACCUCUUAUGCAGGUCCAUUUGUACUGUAUUUCUCCUAUGGACUUUUGGAUGCCAUAUUCCAAAAUUUGGUCUACUGGAUGAUUGGGGCUCUUAGUGAUGACUCUCAGACUCUAAGUAGAUACAGUGGAUUCUACAAAGGUGUCCAGAGUGCAGGAGCUGCUGUUGCUUGGCAGAUUGAUGCCCAUAAAACUUCUCCAGUAAAAGAGUUGGUAAUCAAUUGGUGUCUUACCACCAUCAGCUAUCCUCUUUUGCUUGUUCUUGUUGACUUGUAUGUCAAUGAUAAAUCCUCUCCUGUAGCUGAUUAUGACGGAGACAUGAAAGAUGGCAAUAGAGCAGUAAAAGAUAAAAAUGCGCAAAUGUAGUUGCAAAAUACUCUCUAGGGAAACCAGAAUAAGUAUAAUCUACUUUGAUGAAAUAAAUUGUAAUGCAAGCCUUGGUCAGGAACAGUUAUAUUGGCUCAAGGCUUUGUUUUGGUUCUGUUUUUAAAACCAGUUUCUUCCUCCUAGUUAGGCAAGCUUGCAAAUUUGUAUUCAACUUUAAAUAAAAUUGUGUUCAUUUCA
Cryptomeria japonica (Japanese cedar) is the source of this 1729-nucleotide messenger RNA. Its product is annotated as UNC93-like protein 1. The transcript has a single exon. Bases 140 to 1531 code for a protein of 463 amino acids. Lineage: Eukaryota; Viridiplantae; Streptophyta; Pinopsida; Cupressales; Cupressaceae. The record is from RefSeq and is a predicted model, not a curated record.